Messenger RNA from Pelodiscus sinensis (Chinese soft-shelled turtle), 947 nucleotides. The record is from RefSeq and is a predicted model, not a curated record. NCBI's taxonomy places the organism in Eukaryota, Metazoa, Chordata, Testudines, Trionychidae.
AUGACAAAAUUUGAAAACCUCUGCUUUAGGGAUGAGCCAUUGGACCAGGCGACAGAAGAUUUAGGCUCUUACCAUGGAUCUGCCAUGGACCAACACUGUGACAGUGAGCAAAUGGCUCCCCCACUAGUCUGUGCCUCUGUUUUCUGCUCACUCUUUGUCCCCUUCGCUGUUAGGCUUAUAAGCAGAGACCGAAACAAGCCUUUUAGGUUCAAGAUCGGCCGACAAGAAGUCAUUAAAGGGUUUGAGGAAGGAGCUGCACAGAUGAGCUUAGGACAAAGAGCAAAGCUGACCUGUACGCCUGACAUGGCAUACGGAGCCACGGGCCAUCCUGGAGUCAUCCCUCCCAAUGCUACUCUCAUCUUCGACGUGGAGCUGCUCAGGCUAGAGUAAAGCUUUUCAUGGGAGUCAGGUGAAGACAACUGCUGAUAAUCAUCCAUUUCCCCUCUCCCCCUUCUCUACUGUAGAAGGAGGCCUCACUGGAAUCGCAAUCUUCCCUGCUUGAGCGGUCAUGCCAGUAGUACAUGCCCUUCGGUUGUUUAUUCCUUUCCCUCUUUUUUUAAAGUUGCUGUGUCCAGAUUUGUCUUUUAUUAGAAGCUUCUUUGCUCUGAGAAAACCUUCCACAGUUGUAACAUUUUUUAGUUGUACAUUUCAUUUAAUUUGCAUGUGAUUAAAAUUCAUGACGAUAAUUAUAUAUAUACAUAUAUAUAUAUAUAUAUUCCUUAUGGAAAAACCACUGCCUUACUGUCACUUAAACCAAGACAAACGAAAGGUGCUCAGAAUUCAAAUGUACAUUUUGUACAUGAAGGGGCAUUAGCCAAACAGAGUUACCUGCGCUGCCACUUUUUUCUCAACUUGUAUGUGCUUGCUCGCUGCUGUUUUAAACCAAUGUUGCAUUUGAAAAUUGAAAAAAAAUAUGUAUGGAAACAAUAAAAUCUUGAUACUUUACA